This is a messenger RNA of Periconia digitata, 2049 nucleotides long. NCBI's taxonomy places the organism in Eukaryota, Fungi, Ascomycota, Dothideomycetes, Pleosporales, Periconiaceae. The record is from the annotation of a GenBank genome assembly.
UGUAGGUAGUUUUGAGGAUUGGAACAUUCAAUCUCUCCUUUCUGCAACCAUGAAAUUGUCCCUCUCUCCAUUGCUUUCUGUGGCGGCCACUGUUGCCGCCAAUCAAGCGACCUACUCGGGCAUCAACGCGAACGAUAAUCUUGAUGUUGUUACACUCACCGGAAGUUACACUAGCCUCGUUGACUCAGACUUCCCCAAUACUCGUCAAUUUCGUUCUGUUGCCUUUGCUGAGCCGCCAGUUAAUGAACGACGCUUUUUACCUCCCCAGAAGCUUCCUCCGUCGAGCGAGCAUCACUACUCCCCUGAGUUACCACCCUCUUGCCCCCAAUUCAUCUCGGCGACUCCUUCCUUCAUGAACCAAUAUCUUGGAUCCGGCGCUCUUAUAGAUAACGGCAACUCGAGUCACACGUCUGGCGAGAGUGGUGUGAAUACAUCUGAAGACUGCCUCCACUUAGCGGUGUGGACUCCUAAAACCGCUACAUCUGAUUCCAAACUCCCUGUCUUGUUUUGGAUAUAUGGUGGUGGGUUCACUAGCGGAGGUAUUAACACCCCUUACUACGAUGCCGCCGCUUGGGUAGAGAAGUCGCAGUCGCACAUAAUCGUCUCGACAAACUGGCGAGUCUCAAUUAUCGGCUUCCCUAACGCACAAGACCUGGAAGAUCAGAACCUUGGUCUUCUAGAUCAGCGCAUGGCACUUGAAUGGGUACGAGACAAUAUCGAAGCCUUUGGGGGCGACCCUUCAGCCAUCACCCAGAUGGGCCAGUCCGCUGGAUCCAUGUCAAUCGACGCCGCCGCGCACGCCUUUCACCAAGACCCCAUAAGCCGCGCAAGCAUAUUGCUUUCUGGAACUGUUGCCAUGGGCUUGCCAAUCAUGGACCAAACGUUCUCCAACUUCACAUUUGUUGCCAAACAGCUCGGCUGUGGGAAGAACAACACUAUUUCAGAGAUUGACUGUAUGCGCGCAGUACCCUUCCAGGAUAUCGUCAACAUCGUGGGCAAGUAUGUCGACAGCCAGAGUCAGCCUCCGCUCACCUUCACUCCCGUUCUUGAUGAGCGCAUUGUCUUCUCCGACUAUGCAGCGCGUUUUCGCGAAGGAAAGGUAGCCCGGGUUCCUACAAUCCUUGCCAACACAGCCAACGAGGCAUCAUCCUUUGCACCUUUCGAUCCCAGUAACCCCAACGUCGGCCCUCCACAGGAACUUCUUACACCAGUCAACCUCCAACUCUUUGUAUGUCCAACCUGGCAAUUCACUCUUGCACGAAACGAACUCGACAUUCCAGUCUAUCGCUAUCAAUUUGCUGGCGUCUUCCCAGACACAACUCCCUUGAGUUGGACCGGGGCGUUCCACGGAAGCGACAUACCCAUGCUAUUCGGAACAUACGAAAAGGUAAAGGGGUUAGGAGAUUCUACUGAGCUCGAAAUUGAGACUAGUCGCGCAAUGCAAGAUUAUAUACUUGCUUUCGUCAAGGACCCAGUGCUUGGGCCUCCAGCAUUAGGCUGGGAGACUACAUCUUCACAAGGGGGACGUGUGGCGCGAUUUGGGGCGGCAGGAAAAGCCGUGCAGUACGUCGAUGCUGCUGAAAUCGAUGGAGCUUGCUAUGGCGUGGGGGAGUACAACCCGUUCCCUUGAGGACCCUCAAAUGUACCGGUAGUUGUUGAAUUAAGAUUCCCGGGAAGAUCAAAAUCCGUCAAACUUGACUUAGUGCAAUAAAAAUUCGUCAUUCAGAACUUUUGUGAGCAAUUGCCACUCAUUCGCCACGCAAAUACGAGUUUGUCAAAGUGCAUGAAAAUGUUAUACGCAACAUUCCCCGUAUAGCUUCGUUGAUUCCUUUGAUCCCAAAUUCCCACUUUGUCCAGACUAUGUUCUCGGUAUUAAAUGUAAUCCCAGCAAGUGAGCGUAUGUAUGAAGAAAUAAGAUCUUCAAGAUUAUCGUAAUGGGCAAGAUCGCGACAUAGAAAACAGGUAUGUCGGCAUAUCGAUUUCCCUCGAUGGAAUUGGUAUCGCAUUGUGUACAGUGGAGAGUGCGAGGAAAGACCCAAUCUCAUCAAU